This is a messenger RNA of Salpingoeca rosetta, 2079 nucleotides long. RefSeq lists its product as uncharacterized. Gene Ontology annotation, molecular function: protein-folding chaperone binding. The record is from RefSeq and is a predicted model, not a curated record. Bases 1 to 1803 code for a protein of 600 amino acids. NCBI's taxonomy places the organism in Eukaryota, Choanoflagellata, Craspedida, Salpingoecidae. The transcript has 2 exons.
AUGGUUGCAAACACGGCUUCCCGCAAGAACGGGCACACACCAGAACAUGCCACCACCGCCCAGCAGCUUGCCAUCACGUCACACCACGACGCAAGCGUGUCAUCAGUUCUCAAGAUGGGCGGUGAUGAUCAGAGGAAGCAAGCCCUGCCUGCCGCUGAUCGCCUUGCCAAACACAGCCCAGAACAUGGCACGAUCACACCGCUCCACCCACAGCACAGCACAGCACAGCACAGCACAGCACAGCACAGCACAGCACAGCAAACGAUGUUUGCGUUCCCAGGCAGCGGAGGCUUCUACUCCGACCCGUUUGGAGUGUCGCCUCGCCGCACGCGCAGGGCACCCCCAGCACCACCAGCAGCAGCAGCAUACCAGGACCCAUACGCCAUGCCACAGCGCCGGGCGCCCCGCCGCUCCCCGCGGUCCCCUCAGCGACGCGAGGUGGAGGUGGAGCCCGAGGAGUUUGCUGACGAGGACUUGUACCGCAGCAUGGACCCGUUUGCCCGCAUGAUGUACGGCAUGGACCCUUACGAGGCGCAGCGCCGCCGCAAGGCCGCCCAGGAGCAGGAGCGCGCGCGCCAGGCCCGCCUGCGCGAGCAGAAGCUGGCCAAGAUGCGCAAGGCCGCCCUGAUGCGGGGCUACAACCGCGCCGCCACCACCAUCCAGCGCGCCUACCGCGCCCACCGCAAGGCCAAGCACAUGGCGGAGCGGGAGGGGGCCGCGCUCGUGAUCACGCGGUUCAUGCGCGCGGUGCCCUCCGUGCGCCGGGCCAAGAAGAUUGCCGCUUCCCUGCGCCAGCUGCGCUCUCUGGAGCAGGAGCUGGUCAAGAUGACCGCCGCCUACCAGCAGCGCCCGUGGGGCUACCGCAACACGCUCUGGUUUGUGGACCAGGUGGAGAAGCUCAUCUUGCGCCUGGACGAGGUGCAGCCGCACCGCAGCGAGUUUGUGCGCCACCGCCGCAAGGACGUUGUGCAGCACGCCCAGCAGUCGCUGCGCUACGCCGACUGCGUCAUGCGCAUGUUCAAGCGCAAGGCGCAGGUGCUGGCGCGUGCCCUGCGCACCCACCUGCACAGGAAGCACGCGCACCACCGCAACGCCGCCGCUCGCGUGGUUCAGCGCGUCAUGCAAGGCGUGCCCAAGGUGAAGCAGGCGCGCCAGGUGCGCACGGCGCUGCAGCAGGUCCGCACGGAGCUGUCGCAGCUGCAUGACCUUCGCCAGCGGUACAUCGACGCCCUGCAGUCGGCGUCGUCCAUGCUGCACGAGCACGAGCAUGAGCACGGGGAGCUUGCGUUGGAGUCGGAUGCCCUGGACUCGGCGCUGUCGCAGCUCACGUCGCUCGUGGCAGCCGAUCUGCCUGCCCUCACCGGCAGCGACGCCACUGACGAUUACGAUUACGACUACGACGACACGGCGUCCACAACCAGGAAGAGCAAGAAGGCGAAGAAGGCAUCGUCCUCGAAGAAGAAGAAGCAACAGCAGCACAGCAAGGCGCACAAGCACCACGCGCACGACGACGAGUCCGCGAUGGACGAGCUGGAGGACCAGCAGGAGGACGACGGCGAUGGCGACGAGCUGAGCAGCAAGACGCGCACGGCACUGCGGCUGCUGCACCACGAUGACGACGAUGAGGGCGCGACAGAGCUCUCCGAGCACACGGCCACGACCACGGAUGCGGAGGAGGAUGAUGACGAGAGGCACGAGGCUUCGCGGGCGGCGGCGGCGGAAGAGCCCACGCCGAAGAAGAAGAAGCGGCGCCAGAAGAAGCGCCGUAACCGCAAGCUCAAGCGCAGCGUUGUUGCCGUCUAACCUAUGUUUGGGGAUACGUGGCGUCGGGUGUGACAAUGGGUGAAGAUGGGUGAAGAUGGGUGACGGUGAUGAGUGUGUUGUGUUGUUGUUGUUUGAGCCGUGCCUUUCUCUUCUUCUUCUUGUUGUCGGUGUGUGUGUGUGUGUGUUUAAAGGCUAUGUGAAUAAGAGUGGGCCUUCCUUGCUUCUUUUACUUCCUUCCUUUAUUGCUUCUAACUUUACAUUGCCUGUCCAGCCAUCACGAUGCGCUUGCGAGCAAGUAAACGAACUCAGCCAAGA